AUGGGAAGGUCCCUAGUGUUUUCUACAAGCAUUCCCCUUAAAUUUUCUCAAAAACCCAGAUCAUUUUCUCUCUUAAAUCACUCAAAACUUUGUGUUCCACAAAGAUUUAGUGAGAAUUCUCAAUGUGGGCAUCAAAGAUUUCAGCCUUUGAGCAUGAAAUUAGCAAGAAAUGUGUGCACGAAGGCUGCUUUAUCUGAGAUUAGCAAUGAAAGGAAGUAUCCUAAAGUGGGUGCUUCAUCAACUGGGCCUAUACCUCCUAGUCAGCUUAUUCAAGUUGUUGAGGCUGCUGCUAAGACUGGUGCUGAGGUAGUGAUGGAUGCCGUUAAUAAGCCUCGAAAUAUCACAUAUAAAGGACUUACAGACUUAGUGACCGACACGGACAAAAUGAGUGAGGCUGCUAUCUUAGAAGUUGUUAGAAGGAAUUUUGGAAAUCACCUCAUUCUUGGGGAGGAGGGAGGAAUCAUAGGAGAUACGUUAUCUGAUUAUCUAUGGUGCAUUGAUCCUCUAGAUGGAACGACGAAUUUUGCUCAUGGUUAUCCUAGCUUUGCAGUUUCAGUGGGAGUUCUGUUUCGAGGAAAUCCUGCAGCUGCUGCUGUGGUGGAGUUUGUUGGUGGUCCUAUGGCUUGGAACACACGCAUAUUUUCUGCAACUGCUGGUGGAGGAGCAUUUUGUAAUGGCCAAAAAAUUCAUGCGAGUCAAACUGAUCAGGUUGAGCAGUCUCUUCUUGUGACUGGCUUUGGAUAUGAACAUGAUGAUCCAUGGGCCACUAACAUGGAACUAUUCAAGGAGUUUACUGAUGUCAGCAGGGGUGUUAGAAGGCUUGGUGCUGCUGCAGUUGACAUGUGCCAUGUAGCUCUUGGGACUGUAGAAGCAUAUUGGGAAUAUCGUCUUAAGCCAUGGGAUAUGGCUGCUGGUGUUCUGAUAGUCGAAGAGGCUGGUGGGACAGCUUCUCGCAUGGAUGGUGGAAAAUUUUGUGUAUUUGAUAGAUCUGUUUUGGUGUCUAACGGUGUGCUGCAUGCCAAGCUUUUGGAGAGGAUUGCACCUGCAACUGAGGAACUGAAAAGCAAAGGAAUUGAUUUCUCAUUGUGGUAUAAACCAGAAAAUUACCGCACGGAUCUUUAA
This is a messenger RNA of Dovyalis caffra, 1122 nucleotides long. NCBI's taxonomy places the organism in Eukaryota, Viridiplantae, Streptophyta, Magnoliopsida, Malpighiales, Salicaceae. The record is from the annotation of a GenBank genome assembly.